CUAGAGCUCCAUUUUGCAAACAGCUGUUUGAGAUGUAACCUCGCCCACUGCUUUUCAAUGGGGUUGUCAAAGAAACGUCGGGCUUGACGACGCCGCUGUCUCUUCGUGACGGACCCUGGUCGUCAAAAAAAACACCAAAUCGUUUCAAAAUGACGGAGAGGAAAGCCGAAAUAUAGCUCCGGGAAGAGACGGUCCAGCUGCGUGGUAACAAGUGGAGUAAAUUCAGGCGAAUGAAGGUGGAAUGAGAAGACAGGUCAUGGGCAGAUGAUGGAUGUUGAGUCAUCAUACUCGGAUUUUAUUAAUUGUGAUCGCACGGGCCGCAGGAACGCAGUGCCAGACAUUAAGGGAGACGGAACAGUGGUGGGCACCAGCGAGCUGACCAAAGACAUGGCUGAGAUGGACCUGAAGGCAGGAGAAGCCGAUGCCACCGGGGCUCCUGCUGCCGAAGCGGAGGCCUCAAGUAGUCAGGAGCAAGGAAAAGAAGGAGCAUCUUAAAGAUGAAGGAGCUCAAAGAGGAGAACCACCACGUCCUCUCUCGUUCCCCACACUGUGUGAGGUAAGGAGCUGCUCUGAGACGGGCAUGCUUCAUGCGCCUGAACGCUCUUGCGUCCCUGAGAGACUCCAGGAGAUACCACUACACAGAAUGGAUUUGCCAUGUACAACAACACACUCCAAGUUGCGUUAUUCCUGCCAUUCCUCAGAAGAUGAACUGACUUUUCUGAACAUAUGGAAAAUAUCAGACCCUGGAUUCAGAACUUCAUGAUUUCAAACCAAGAAAUACCAAAUAAUACCUGUGCUGAGGAUUCUGAAUCAGUUUGAUUUUUUUUUUUUUU
Molecule: messenger RNA, 833 nt
Organism: Hemibagrus wyckioides
Lineage: Eukaryota; Metazoa; Chordata; Actinopteri; Siluriformes; Bagridae
Gene: pkig
Product: protein kinase (cAMP-dependent, catalytic) inhibitor gamma
Exons: 3
Coding region: 265-495 (76 amino acids)
Biological process (GO): negative regulation of cAMP-dependent protein kinase activity
Cellular component (GO): cytoplasm; nucleus
Molecular function (GO): cAMP-dependent protein kinase inhibitor activity
Source: RefSeq, a predicted model, not a curated record